AUGGAGGUUAAAGAGGAAUUCCAAGAACCCACGUUGAAUAAUUUUGAAAAAACAUUCAUGGAUGAUUGGGUAAAGGCACUGCAGCGAGUAGAUGAGGGGCGACGGUGCUUCGAAAGUUUAAAGAGGAUGUUUCAAGAGAUGGUUAGAAUUGAAAAAGAGUAUGAACGUAAUUUAAGUAACUUAUGCAACAUAUUUAAUGUGUUUGAAAAUGAAUCUAGUGGUAUAAAGAAUGGAAUUAUUGGGAUAAAAAAAAAUAUAGAGAGAAGAUGUGAUCAGAUAAAAGAUUUUGUUAAUUAUGUAGAGGUCGAAAUAUUAAAUAAUACAUUAAAUUCAACAUUACAAAAUCAUCAAAAUGUAUUUAAUUAUAUAAAGUUAGAUGGUAUUGAAAAUAGUAAAAUGGAAGAACAAGCAAAAAAUGAAAGUUUAAAAUAUAUAGAAAGAUGUGCAUAUUCUUAUGGAUCGCUAGUUGAUUCAAUAAAUGUUUUUCAUAAUAGUUUUUAUUAUGACCCAAUAAAAAGAAUUGAAUUAUCGAAUAAUUGUAUUAAACAAUAUUUAAUAGCUAAAAAACGAGAAGAAGAAUAUAAAAAUUCAAUCAAUAAUAUUAAUUAUGUAGAAGAAAAAAAAGAAAAAAGAUUAAAAAACAUUUUACAUUCAUUAGAAUCGAUGGAUUAUAAACGUAUUGCAUGUUUGAAAGAUAAUGUUAUGAAAUAUUUAAUUUUUUUUAUGUCCUAUAUUCGGAAUGUACAAUAUGAUGUUAAUAUGUGUAUUGACAUUUUUAAAGAUAUUGAUCCAUAUAAAGAGAUUGAAGAAUAUUGUUUAAAAAAAAUUGAGACAAAUAAAAAACAAAAUGAACAACUUAUUUUUUAUAAUAAUAUUGUCUCUUGGCCAAUGUUAAUAGAUUUUGUAGAUGAAAUAAAUACAUUUUCUCGAAAAAAUUAUAAAAGUGGAUUAUCUGAUCAAUAUAUAGAUGAUAAUACAUAUGAUUCAUCUUCUAAAAAUAAAUAUAGUAACAUGUUAUUAUCUUUUUUUAAUAUGAAUACAUAUAAAAAAUGGGUUCAAGCAGAUAGAUGUACGCCCAUUGAAAAUGAAAAGGACUAUAAUUCAGAAAAUGAAGACUCUGAUAAAUCUAAGGAAGAGUAUGAAGGUAGUUCAAACAUUAUAUCAACUGGGAUAUUUAAUGAUAUUAUUUUUUUUAAGAAAAAGGGGAAAAGCAAUGAUGGUGGGAAUGAAAAAGAGGAAAAUGGUGAAAAAGAAACGGAGAAAAAAACGGACAAUAAAGAGGACAAUAAAAUUGAUGAAGAAAGGAUUGAGGGGGAAGAUCAGGGAAAUGAAUUAGCAGAGGAAGAGAAUGAGGUAAAGGAUGAACUGAAAGAUGGUGAAAAAUGUGAUGAAAACCUGAACAUGCAAGGUAGCAAAGUGGAUCAUAUGAUGAGUAGUGGAAAUGACAUGGAGAAAGAAUAUAGCUAUUCAAAUAUAAAAAGAUUAUUUCAAUUUAAUAAUAAGGAUGGUGAUAAUUAUUUAUGUAGUAGUAAUUAUGAUUUAUCAAAUAGUUCUAGUUCAUUAAAAAAUAUAAGAUUAUUUUUUAUUUUUUAUUUGAAAAAUAUUUUUGCAUAUAAUUUAGAUGUAUUGUCUGAGUUUAAUAUAGGGCCAUUUUUUAAUUCAUAUAACAAUCGGCUAAUAUUUUGCGAAUGCCUGAUGGGGUGCAUUAAAGAGGGGGAUGGCAUAAAGGAAGAAGAAGAAAAGGAGAAAGAAAAGGAGAAAGAAAAAGAGAAAGAAAAAGAAAAAGAUGUAAACGAAAUUGGGAAUAAACAGAAGAAGAUUAGUGAUAUUAGAUCGAUGGUUAUAUUUACAAAAGUGAUUUUAUUAUUUUUGGAUGCAUGUAAUGAAUAUUAUGACUAUUGGUCAGCAAUGUAUAUUUUAAUAGCAUCUGAAAAUUUAUAUCUUGAAGUAGAUGGAAAUGAAGAUAUAAAUAUAAACAUGUUGCUUAAAAAAUAUCCAUUUUUUUCAUUUGAAAAAAGUAAUGAAAUAAAUUAUACAAUUGAUAAUAAGGGGAAUGAUAAUAGUGAUUCUACUUUUGAAAAUGGUAAAACUAAUUUGAAUAGUGAUAUAGAUGAAAAUGAUAUUAAAAAGGAAGAUAAUGUAACUAAUGAGGAAUGUAAAAAUACGAUAAAUAUAUUUGAAGAUAAUAAGAGUGAGACAGGGAUUGAAAUGAGGGGAAGAGUAAAAAAGGAGUCUGUAAAUGAAGAAGGUAUAGAAAAAGAAGGAGCGGAAAAUGAUGGAGUAAGAAUGGGGGAAAAGAAGAAAGUGUAUUUGUAUCGAUUUUUAUAUGAGCAUGGUUUAUGGAAUAAUAUAAAAUUUUGGGAGACAUGCCUUUUAAUAAUAAUAUCAGAAAUAAUUCAAGAGUCCAUUUUAUUAGAAAAAUUACGAUAUGAAAAUAAAGAAUGGUUAAUAAAAAAUUAUUUUUUUUUUUUUAAAUAUUUUCAAGUUUAUAAUAGUAUGAUUAAUUAUGGUUUAUCUGUUAAUCAGAUUGGUUUAUUAUUAAACAAAAUAUUUCGUUUUUUUAAUUUGAAAACAGAUCCUAUAUCUAGGAAACAUUUUUUUCAAAUAAUAGAUAUAGCAACAAAUAAAAAUAUAACUUUAAAUUAUAUUAAGAUGGGACCAGAAAAUAUGAACAAUGAAUAUAAAAAGUACUAUAUGCAAUAUUAUAAUAAUUUUUUAAAUGAUGAUUCACGAAAUAGUGAAGACAAAAAUUGA
Molecule: messenger RNA, 2754 nt
Organism: Plasmodium vinckei vinckei
Lineage: Eukaryota; Apicomplexa; Aconoidasida; Haemosporida; Plasmodiidae
Product: conserved Plasmodium protein, unknown function
Exons: 2
Coding region: 1-2754 (917 amino acids)
Source: RefSeq, a predicted model, not a curated record